Molecule: messenger RNA, 1320 nt
Organism: Caenorhabditis elegans
Lineage: Eukaryota; Metazoa; Nematoda; Chromadorea; Rhabditida; Rhabditidae
Gene: Y39B6A.7
Product: SGNH hydrolase-type esterase domain-containing protein
Exons: 7
Coding region: 11-1195 (394 amino acids)
Molecular function (GO): hydrolase activity, acting on ester bonds
Source: RefSeq, marked reviewed
AGAAAACAAUAUGCUGGCAUUUUUAUACUUUGUGCAAAUGUUGAUAAAUUUCCCAAAAAUGAUGGUUAUCAGCUGGAAUAAUAUGAUUUCAUUUCAAAAAUUGCCAUCAUCUGCGCCUUUAAACUUCCGGGUGACUACCGUAUACCAGCAAAAUCCGGAGCUUUGGAUGACUCCUGCUGACGUCAUCAGGAGUACUGUAGCAGUAAAUGCGUCGGUUUGCCACUUGACAAUGUCAAAGUCAACGUGGCUGACGUGGAAAGUCGGAGAUCGGGUGGUGGAGACGAGGGAUUGCAAUCAAGUGAUAAGGCUUAGUAGUAGUGAGACUAUCAUUUCCGUCACCUUAUCAACACCUUUCAAAACUCAAAAGUUCCUAUCAGAAUUGAUAAGUCCUCCAGCCAAGCCGUAUUGGCUAGCAGCAAUCGGUGAUUCUUACUCCUCUGGUCAAGGAAAUCCGGACAUUCCAAUGACACAUGGCUCACCCGCUAAAUGGUUAGAUGAUUCGUGUUACAGAUCUUCCAAAGCAUUUCCAUACUUAGUUUCUCAAAAAAUCAAAAAUGUGACGUCAUCUCUUUCAUUUUUAUCAUGUUCUGGGAGUACGGUAGAUCAUGGAAUCUUGUCGAAAAAUGGACAAAUGGAGAGGUUGGAGCAGAUGAUUUUGGCUCGCGGAGCCCCGCCAGAUGUGCUUUUUCUGACUGUUGGGGGCAAUGAUAUCGGGUUUACGGAUGUGAUUUCAAUGAUUCAACGGGAUAAAUUGAAUGAGAAAUUUUUUGAUAUGAGAUUCUUUUUCGUAUCUCAUCAAAUCGAUCGGGUUGCAAGACGUCUUGAGGAGCUUAAUAUUACACGCGUAGUUAUUCUUGACUACUAUGACGUCACCAGAAAUGAGAAGGGAGUGGUGGACGGGUCUUGCGGCGCUUUUGGACAGGUCUCCCUACCAAAUCUCCAGCUCGCCGAGCGCAAAAUCUUCCAAAAACUCAAUAACCUACUGCGACGGAAAGCAAAGCAACAUGGCUGGGUUACCGUAGACACUACGGAAAUAUUCAGGACACGUGGCAUUUGUUCAAAGGAUUCGUUGAUACGGUCCCGUAACGAAAGUAUGCGUCUCCAGGGCAACGAGUACGGCAGCUUCCAUCCAAAUGAAGAUGCUCAUGUAAUAAUUGCAGAGAAAAUAUUGAAAUUGGAUAAUUUGGGUUUUUAAGAGUUUUUUUUUUUUUUUGGAAAAAAAUUUUGAAAAAAUUGAUCUCCUGUAAAUUUGAUCUCUGAAUUUUUAUUUUUAUUUUUAUUUUAAUCAAUAAACAAAAUUUAUUAAUAAAUAAAUAGUUU